AUGGGUUUCUCCAAGGUGGUACAAUGGUGGGACGAGUGGCAGCUCCGUGUGCUCGUCCUGGGCAGUCUCUUCCUCCAGUACUUCCUCUUCGUCGCAGCCGGUAUGCGCAAGCGUUGCAUCCCCUCCUGGUUCAGGUUCUUCAUCUGGCUCGCCUACCUGGGCAGCGACGCAUUGGCCAUAUAUGCCCUUGCCACCCUCUUCAACAGCCACAGGAAGCAGGAGUGGACGUCCACGCGCCGUGGCAACUCCAGCCUGGAGGCGUUGUGGGCGCCGGUGCUGCUGGUGCACCUCGGUGGCCAGGACGGCAUCACUGCCUACAACAUAGAGGACAACGAGCUGUGGAGGCGGCACGUCCUCACCGCAGUGUCUCAGUGUGUUUUACACGCAAAAAAGAGGAAGAAAACAAGUACAUCUGGCGACAACAAAGCGAUCAAAGAGCCCUACCAUCUAUUCGAAGACCUGGCAUACCCGUACACCGUCCGGCUGGAGAACCUCAAGUACAUGGUGGAGAACAAGCAAGACGAAGCGCAUGGGCUGGUUCAGUCAGGUCUCUCCAAAACGUUCGACCGGCUCUACACCAAGAAACAAGUGUACAAUGCGACAAAGAUAUGGAGCGAUUUUGUUACUGAUCUCUCCAAUAAUCGCUUCUCCGGCUUCCAUCUAGGUGGCCGCAUCCAUCUAGGUGGCCUCCUACGAUCGGUGACCGUGUACCUGUCGUUCGCGGCCAUCAGGGUCUUCCACAAUAGCGCCAGAGCAGCCCAGAACGGCACCGAUGUCAGGGUCACCUACGCCAUGUUGUGCUGCACUGCCGCGCUGCAGCUCCUCAUGACCAACGGGCUAGUGAUACUGUUUCUCCAUUGGUGCGUGCGUCGUUUGGGGUUACAACCGUGGCCUGAACAGGUCGCCCAGUACAGCCUUGUUGGGUACUUGGCCCGCAACAGGAGGCACCCCAGGUUGAGGAAGCUUGCCACCAUGCUGGUUUGCAAGGACUACCUCGACAAGCUAUGGUGCAUGGAGUCUUGCAAGUCGUCCCGCGCCAUCACCAAGCUUGUCCAUGCCCAUGUCAAACAAGGGUGGAAACGCUACAUCAAGGACACCGCCACUUACAGGGCCUUCAACGACAAGCGGGGCCAGGGCACUCUCCUCCGCGAGAAAUGCACGGACCUGGAGUGGAGCCUCAGGAGGCCGUUCGACGAGAGCGUCCUCCUGUGGCACCUCGCCACGGACCUGUGCUUCUAUCACAGUGACGUUGUGGGCAAGGGGGAGGACACGUCUCCUCAGCGCCGCCGCAGCAGGGAGAUCUCCAACUACAUGAUGUACCUUAUGUUCGUGAACCCGGAGGUGCUCAUGACCGGCACCAGGCGCAGUCUGUUCCGCACAACCUGCCAUGGAGUCAAGCACAUGCUCGAUGACGGCGAUGACAAGACCCCGCUGGAAGACAGAGAGAUGAUGAAGAAGAUAAUCCAGCAGCUGGAGAAAGGCACACAAUGUCCAGGUAUCAUGCUCGAAGCUUGGGAACUCUCCAAGUCCCUCGUGGGUCUGCGUGACAAGAAGAUGUGGAGGGUGAUGCAGGGCGUGUGGGUGGAGAUGCUCUGCUUCUCCGCCGGCAGACGCAGAGGGUACUUGCACGCCAAGAACCUAGGAAAGGGCGGUGAGUACCUCUCCUACGUCUGGCUGCUCCUGUCGCACAUGGGGAUGGAGACCCUCGCGGAGAGGGUGCAGAGGACGGAGCUGCCAGAGGAAGGAGACAGGGGUGCGUCUGCGCUGGUACAGGCUUCCAUGGCGAUGCCCAUUGGGGACAAUAGUGUGUGA
This is a messenger RNA of Aegilops tauschii subsp. strangulata, 1812 nucleotides long. RefSeq lists its product as uncharacterized. The record is from RefSeq and is a predicted model, not a curated record. NCBI's taxonomy places the organism in Eukaryota, Viridiplantae, Streptophyta, Magnoliopsida, Poales, Poaceae.